This is a messenger RNA of Phaeoacremonium minimum UCRPA7, 504 nucleotides long. RefSeq names its product putative peptidyl-prolyl cis-trans isomerase-like 3 protein. The record is from RefSeq and is a predicted model, not a curated record. Gene Ontology annotation, cellular component: catalytic step 2 spliceosome. The coding region runs from base 1 to 504 and encodes 167 amino acids. Gene Ontology annotation, biological process: protein peptidyl-prolyl isomerization; protein folding. The transcript has 2 exons. Gene Ontology annotation, molecular function: peptidyl-prolyl cis-trans isomerase activity. Lineage: Eukaryota; Fungi; Ascomycota; Sordariomycetes; Togniniales; Togniniaceae.
AUGUCCGUAACUCUGCAUACUACUCUCGGCGAUCUCAAGAUUGAGGUCUUCUGCGAGAGCGUCCCCAAGACAGCAGAGAACUUUCUCGCCCUCUGCGCCUCCGGCUACUACGACGAGUCGCCCUUCCACCGCCUCAUCCCGGGCUUCAUGGUGCAGACCGGCGCCCCGGCGCACCCGGACCCGCCCGCGAACCCCAAGGGCGGCCGGUCCAUCUGGGGCGGCGCCUUCGCCGACGAGGUGCGCCCGGCGCUCAAGCACGGCGGGCGCGGCGUCGUGUCCAUGGCCAACAAGGGGCCCGGCACCAACGGCUCGCAGUUCUUCGUGCUGUUCGACAAGGCGCCGCACCUGGACGGCCUCAACACCAUCUUCGGCAAGGUCAUCGGCGACGACAGCCUCGCGACGCUGGCCAAGAUCGAGGCGCUCGAGGUCGACAAGAAGAACCGCCCCCGGGCGCCCCCCAGGAUAGAGCGCGUUACGGUGCAUGCGAACCCGCUGGCUGGUUGA